GGCCGCCAACGGCAAAGGCCACUGCGGCAUUCCAAAGCGGCACUGCAGCAGCAGGGAUCGCUCGCCGGAACAACGUGCAAAGCGAGCUUGCGGGGACGCCCUUAGACGACGACACGGGCCGCACGCCGAGCCCCGACGCCCGGCAAGCUUCCCCCGAAAGCCGCCCAAGCGAGCCCCCCGCCGCAUGGACAAAGCUAGCGGCCCCGAUGCCCCUCAACAGAUCGACGAGCCAGCAGUGAGCAACGACGACAAGCAGAAGUCUCAGGCAAAGCCGGCGAAUUCUGAAGCCAGUUCAGUAGCAGGUCUGGAACCCUCCAACGAUGACGUUUCGCCGCUGGCUGCCGCCAAGUUGUCAGGUGCAAUCCCCAAAUCUGACAGUGCAGCUUCAAGGGAUUCCAAGACGCCCGGUUCGUCGACAGAGCGCCAGAGCACGAUUCAAACCGUGUCGGCUGCUCACUUGAGCAGCGAAGGUGCAGAUGCCAAAAUAGGGGAAGAAGACAAAGGACCACAAUCAACCGAAGAAAAGAGCAACAUUUCAGUGUCGUCCCAGAGUACAUAUCCAAAGCCUGAAAGCGUCGCCACCAAAGUGCCAGAAAAAUGUGGGAUUGCGGCGGACGGGACUGCGAUGGCCAGUGAAGCGACAUCAAGGGACGAGAGCACGGCAUUGACAAAUCAGCAGGCGUCUAGGGCGGAAAGUGCAGUGCCUUCUUCAACAGGCUCUCCCAGCACGCAUGAGCGAGAAAGAGAAGGAACCAGCUAUUCUGCCAAAUCUGAUAAGGUCGAUUCCGAGAAGGUCUUUCCAGAACUGUCGUCUGGUCUAACGGACGGCGGGGGAGGCGAUUCCGUUUGCGAAUCUACAGCCACGACAAAAGGCGAUACCAAAGAGGAAAACAAAGUCACUAGCACAAACGGUCACGGGGAAUCAACCGUCCCCAGUGCUGUCGAAUCUCUGAAGCAUGUUGAGUCUUCUCCGAGUCACAUAGGGGGUGGUGACGCGGGGUAUCACAAAGCCAAUGGGGACCAGAGCGCGGAGAAAAAGCAGGAAAUGGAGUCGCACUUGGAUAAUGCACACGCUCCCCUAAAAACGACAGUGCUAGCGGACGGUAGAUCCUUAAGGACUCGUGAAGCUAAAGGUUACACAGAUGAAGGGGCAGGCCAAAGUAAUGCAACAAAUGUACAGCCGGCGGAGAGCAUCGGAAAAGACAAAGAACCAGCACCGCAAGAUACCAGGCCUAAAUCUUCCAUUCCUCCUCCCGCUGUGUACGAUAAGCCGUCAAGAUCGGCCACGGUUGAAAGAAAGCUCCCUGAAGAGACCGCAGGUACAGUCUCCAAGACAAACGGCCUGCUCAGUGAGCACGAAAUAGCAGAACCGGCCCUUGAAACAACAAUAGAAACAUCGAAGCAGGUCGAGGUGGACGAAUCGAUACGACCCCAGCAAGCGUGCUACACGGGCACAACGGAUCCGACCAUUCCUACAGGUGCUCCGAAAGUAAAAACCAGCGAACUGCCGACAGCACUUGACUUACCGAGCGAUAUAAUUGACGAAGAGGCGAUCAAAGCGCAGCUCUACGCUCUGACUCCAGAAAGCGCCGAUUCCCCUUUAGAACGUGGACAAAUCGAGAUGGCAGCAGGGCUAAUGGCCUCCGAUAAAAGAGGAUCGCCAUCUGAACAAUUAAUAAAAGAUGCUCUUCAAGGUCUCCCGAAGCCUGAACAAGCAACAAGCGAGCUUGAGGGAAAGCUGCCUUCCCCAAAGAAUGCCGAAGGUCCCGAACCAACGAGUGAAUGCAGCGAACAUGAGGAUCAAAAAGAGAAAUCGAGAUUUUUUACUCAAGGUAAACCGACCGUCAGCGAAAAGACGGGCAAAGAAAGGGACAACGAAGAAGCACAGGAAAGGAGACUAUCGGAAUCAAAAUUGGACUUUGAAGAAAAAGGGAGGCUAGAAGCGGGAAAAGCUGAGAAGUCUGAUUCCGCAACGGGAGAGAAAGCCGACAUACCCGAGAAGACGAAAAAAGAAUCCGAAUUGGUGCCACUGGAACACCCCGAAACUGCCACAAAAGACAAUAAAAGCGAAGAAGCUAAACUUUCUUCGGAUAAGACUGAGUCGAAUCAAAGUGAAGGAAGAAAAUCCGAAAAAUAUGACGAGGAAAAGGGCUUGGAAGAGAAGGACGAGAAGGACGAGAAAUACGCGAAGGAGGUUGACGUGAAGGAAUCCGGCGAGAACGAGGAGCUGAAACACGAACCAGGAAAAAAUCUCGUUUCUACAUCGCCUGGGGGAACCGAGCAUUUGGAACCGGGAAGCAGGGACAACCAAAACGAGUCACGCAAAAAGGAGGAUACAUCUGAUCGAUGCAAAGAUCUUGCUUCUCCCCAACCGGACAAGAACGGGCAUGCCGACGCAUCGCCGUCGAACAAAGAAGUCGAGUCGACGGAAGAAAAAGAAACUGCCCAAGACGUCUUAAAAGAAGACAAGUCUUCAAAGGAUGUCCGGGAGGAAGAAGAACCGGCAGAUAUAUCAAGAGCCGUGACUGGCGACGAGGUAACUGAAAGAACGGCGUCCGCACAAGACGCGCCAACUAAGGGGGAAGUUGAAGAAGCAAACAAUGUACAAGAAGAAGAAACAUCAGAAGCAAAGGGCAUGACAGAGGCUUCAGAGAAGGAGUCGUUAGUGGAUACAAUUGAACCACUAAAAAUUGCGUCAUUCCAAGAUGAGGUGACAGUUGAAGACUUAAAGGAUGAGAGGAAGGUCAGCCCUGUGGACAAAACGGUGGAUUCAAUUGACACCAGGACAGAGAUUGCUACGAAUGAAGGAGGAGAGACAGCAGAAACCGGUACUGAACACCAUGCUAAUGUCAAAGUUUCUGAAGUCGACGAAGGAAAAGAAGCGCAGAAUGGAGCUGAGACAAAAGCAGAAGAUGAAAUAGACUCCAAAUCCAAAGAUGAUGGUGAGUUAAAACCAGAGUCUAAACCCCCAACGGAAGAUCAGCAUGCCUCUGCGAAAACAGAUGACGAAAAAGCUACUGAACCAUCCGAUGAACUCGUACUGCCAACAACCGAAGACUCGGACGCACAAAAGCAAGAUGAAACCGAAGCUCCUGAUGAAGGUCAAGAACUAGCAGUUCCUUCAGGGGAACAGGCUGCAGAAGCAAGCGUGCUUGACACAGAGGCAGCCCCAGAAAGUGAACUGUCCGCGGUAACAGCUGAAGAUGUCGAUAAAGUGGAAACUACAGGAAGCGUAAUCCAGGAGGCAGCGUCCGAGGAGCAGCAAGGUGCCGAGCCAGGUAUCGAAGAAGCCCCUUCCGAAGUCGAAGCUGCACCUGUGUGCGAAGAGCUGGUUGCAGAAACGCCUGCAGCUUCGGUUACUGCAGAACCGCCGCAAGUCAAGAAGAAGACAAGCCUACCUAAAUCGCCCAGCAAGCGGGCGACAGGCAAGGUCCCACCCAGGUCGCUUGACAAGAAAGAGCCACCUGCCACUUCAGAUGCCAAGUCAAAGGCACCGGGCUCCCCCAAGAAGCCCACCAGCAUCCCGGACAAAGGCAGCCCGUCCCCGAAAAAGUCAGCAGCCCCGCCCAAAAAUGAAGUCACGUCUCCAUCCAAGACCGCGCGGACUCCUGGAGCCGAUCAGAAAAAACUGCCACCCAUCAAGGCUCCCGUUGGCCAAGCCCCCAAGCCUGAUCUGAAGAACGUCCGCUCCAAAAUUGGUUCCUUGGACAAUAUCAAGCACAAGCCCAAGGGAGGGGAGGUCAAGGUACAAAGCAAGAAGCUGGAGUGGCGUGCAACACCAAAGGUCGGAUCUUUAGACAACGCGGCGCACAGGCCUGGGGGAGGGGACAAGAAGAUUCUCUCCCAGAAGGUUGACUUCAAGGCACAGUCCAAAGUAGGAUCAUUGGACAACGUGGAUCAUAAGCCGACGGGCGGCGCAGUCAAAGUGGAGACCCAGAAGCUAGACUUCAAGGACAAGGCGACCCCGAGGGUAGGGUCCAUGGACAAUGUCAAACACAAGGCGGGUGGCGGAGAUGUAAAGAUCUUGUCGGAGAAGCUCGAGUUCAAGGAAAGAGCGGCUUCGAAGAUUGGCUCCUUACCAGCCUCGGACACUGGAAGCACCAGAGGCUCGGAAUCGCAAAGUCCCACAAACCUCACGAGUCCCCAGCCCCAGCACGGUUUUGAAGAGGUGGCUGCUGCGAACGGCCAUGACGACUCGGACGUUUCUCCGACCAAGGAGGAAACUUCGGCUGUACCGCCAGGCGCCGCUAGCGUGCUGGCAGCCCCUGAAGUGGCCCAGUGUUGAUGCUGCAACCCAAGCACUACGCUAUACAGCGACAGCAGUAACAACAGCAACCCAGUGCAUCUCUAUUUAACAAAGUACGGCUUCUUCAAACCUUCUUUCAGACGUGUCUUUUUCUCUUCUUUAGUACCGUAUUUAUACUAUAUGCAUAUACCUGCUUUUCCUCUUCUCUAACUUCUUUUAAGGUUGCAUAUGUAAUCUGCAAACUUUCGUCCCCUUUCCUACCGUAUAACUAUGAUGUAGAUGGCUGUUACGGAAAUACGAUAGCCGCAGAGACGUGUCAAUAGUAUGUAAGGCUGACGAUACACGAGAAUGCACUCUGUCUGCAAACAUUCAGAGCUGAGGUUCUUGUUGAACAAGACCCGUUCUGGUUAUGCUUACAGUACAGUGAGUCAACUUUCUUGUAAUUUCAGCAGCUAUGUAUGUUGUCAUGUUUUGGGUAGGACUGGGACUAUAAAUCACAGCACUAAGUCAGCUUUUUUCAGUUCUUAUUGUGCACGCAAAGAGCUAUAGUAUUGUGAAUGUUUGUGAAGGUCUUCUAGUCUAUCAAAAACACGCUCUCCUGCUAUUAGAACAGUCACCCAUACAUAACACGAUUCCCCCUCGUCAUUGCUUUUAGUUAUCAUCUCUUAUAAUAAGUUUGUCAUAAUUUUCAGAUGCCGAGAUUGAUUUUACACUGCCGCGAGGCUGGGUGUGCCGUUUUGUGUGUAUAAUGUAUCUUUUGAUACAGACUGCACUCUAAUUAAACGUAUGUCAGAAACAUUGGCUGCUUGACUCACGAAGCUUCUUCGUGAAAUAGUGCCUGAAAGCUUUCUCGCGGGCUUCGGAGUAUCCCUCGAAAGAGGAGUUGCAUGAGCUUUCGGCAAUGUAGUGACUGGACGACUGUAUCCGGUGCCGUUUCGUAGGCUUUGAGCAGUUGUAUGCAGAGCGCAAGCUGGAUUAACACAGUAACCGUGAUGAUCAUACUUUGCACGCAUCUUGAAAGGUCAAGAGACCCUUUCAAACUGUAGGUUUAGGAAAUAUUUUACAGCGUUGCGGGAAUUCGCGUUAAUAUACAUUUGCGAGUUACAUUGAAAAACAAUCUUUGCGCAACAUAGUCGAAGUUUGUUAAGACUACUGUUCUAACAGUCCUUUAAUCCCCUUUAAUGCGCAGCUGUCAUGUUAUCGCACUUUGGUGUGGGAGACUAUACUUUUUAUUCAAAACAUUUAUGGGUUGAGGAAUUUACUCCUGGCAAAUCCUAAGGCUACAUAAUACGACGUGUUUACUAGGACCUAGAAAUUUGGUUAAGUAAGUUAUAUAAAGCAUUAAAUAGCUUGCAGUCGCUCUUUGAGAAUAAACUCAUUCCAAUAAAACACAUUUAUGUUUUUGCUUUUCUGAGUGAAGUUUGACGUGAUCUUUCUUUUUUCUUUUUUUACAACACAGGCUCUAAAAUGGUUUAGCAGCUCUUAAAUUAGGCACUUACUGUACGAUUGAAAGUGAGCCCUGAGUUAUUCUCCAAAGCAAAAUGAAACGACUUUCAGCAUCAAAGAAUGCCGGGAAACACGGAAACAAAUCAGUACGAUAGGGAUUAGGUGUAAAUACUCCAUAUUUCUUCAUAGAAACAUUUCAUAUUUGAAUACUGACCUCCAAUGUACCAUACACUUCCCCUUCUCCCGAGUUUGAUAAGAAGGGAAUGUUAUUUAUCUUCUAAUUCGCUGUUGGAGGUCUCAUUUGUAUGCGUGCCAGACUGCUACAAUUCUGCCCAAGAUGUACUCCGAAAUCCUGUAACGUACGAUAUAUCUCACGUAAAUAAUAAUGUCUCUUUGUCGCACAGGAAGCUCGUUCAUUCUGCUGCGUGCUUCUGUCAGUUUUGUGAGUGGUUUUAUGGCAAUGAUCUCCAAAGCUGAUUUGACUCUUACAAGGCGAGAGUGUAGCUGUGAAGACAUUCCUAUUGCCAGUGACCGAACAUUAGCCGUUGUGCUACAGGUGCAUAUUUCGUAUUGCUGUAAAAAAACACGAAGUGCUGUGAUUCCAUGCAAGUGGAACGGACGACUGAGGUGAGGAACGGCGGUUUGUUUAUGAGGAAUGGGGCAGUGCAAAGUAAUAUAUUCGUAUUAUAUAUAUAUCUACAGCCUGCUCUGUAUGAAGUUGAUGUGCCAUUUUGUAAAAUGUUUUUUAUAAGAAUUGUGAGCACUACAUUCUAGGUCGCUUUCCCCUCACAUUUUGUUAUGUACAGCAAUACUGUUAUCAACCAAGUCACGGUUUUACAAAUGUAUAGCUUAAUUUAUUUACAAAAAUACAUCGUGGUACAAGGUGACAAAGAUUUUAUUUUCCGUAGAGGAAUGUCGCCGAGCCUUAUUAGCUAGGGUUUCUUACACACUUUCACCCUUUAAAAACUGUUUGAGCUAUAUGCUACGGUGGAGUCCCACUUCACAUUUAGUUCGAAUUGACACCAUUCGUUGCGUUUUCUUUUGAUUCGCGGGAAUCCUAGAAUGCACCUGCGAUUGCAAAAUGUUGACCCUUGAAAACAGUAUUGCUGUGGGCUUCUUUGUCUUAAUUGUUCUAGGAAUUUACAAGAUGUAGGUUAGAAUAGUUACGAAAGGAUCCAGAUAGAUAUAAUCCACACGGGUAAUUUAUUUAAGAACACCGAUUUUUGUGGUAUUUUAUUUCUUCGAAAGAGUCAACUUGUUUUUCAGUAGCAAAAAUAAUGUAAUUUUGUUUGUGUCUUGCUGGUUGAAACUGCGGGGUGUAACCGAGGGCAGCUGCGAAGAAACAAAGCGACCGGAAUAUCUGUACAAGGACAACAAGCAUCAUAACGAAUUUGUAAUUACCGUUGUUAAUGGGCAAAUAAAUGGCUGAAAAGCAUCAUGAACGUUCAACAAAUCAUCCCAUAAACUAUUAUAAUGCCAGUAGAUAGCCUUCCAGUACAGCCUCAUUGGUGAAUAUAACUAGACUGCCUGAAACGUUACUGAGUUCAAUGUUUUGUAGCUCUGUACCUGUUAUUUGUGUACUGUGCAUGAUUUGCCAAAUUACUGUAUCGAUACACCAUCACUCUGCCUGCUGCUAAACAAUGACUGUAUUUUGUAGGUCCAAUAAAAUAGAGAAGUUAAACUGGCAAA
Molecule: messenger RNA, 7381 nt
Organism: Ixodes scapularis (black-legged tick)
Lineage: Eukaryota; Metazoa; Arthropoda; Arachnida; Ixodida; Ixodidae
Product: microtubule-associated protein tau
Exons: 8
Coding region: 185-4285 (1366 amino acids)
Biological process (GO): microtubule cytoskeleton organization; neuron projection development
Cellular component (GO): neuron projection
Molecular function (GO): microtubule binding
Source: RefSeq, a predicted model, not a curated record